Molecule: messenger RNA, 567 nt
Organism: Linepithema humile (Argentine ant)
Lineage: Eukaryota; Metazoa; Arthropoda; Insecta; Hymenoptera; Formicidae
Source: RefSeq, a predicted model, not a curated record
AGUAAUCUUAAGUAGACGAAUAAACAUUUUUGAUUAAAUAUCGACUUUGUGUGUGCACAUAUGAAAUAGGAAAUGGCAAGGGAAAACUUGAUUCUCAUUUGUGCGUCUCUAAUCGUCGCACAGCUUGUCAUUGUUUCUACCGAUGAUAUAGAUUGGUCUACUAUGCAUGAUGAAUUAAGAAAAUUGGGCGCACCUAUACGAAAAAAAUGCGUCGCUGAAGUUGGCGUAGCGCUCGAAACGUUAGACAAGGUAGAAUUGGGCGAAUUUCCGACAGAUGACAAGAAAUUAGCGUGUUACUUCAAGUGCGUGAUGGAGAAAGGAGGAGUGCUGAAGAAAGAUGGCAAAAUUAACACCAAACUCAUGACCAAGAUGUUGCCGCAACAGGUCAAACACAUUGGACAAGAAAUGCUCAAUGAAUGCAAAACUAUAGAGGAUGCUAACAAUUGCGAAAUAGGCUUCAAUUUCAACAAAUGCAUGUACCAAGCAAAUCCCGUGGUAUGUAUAAAGGCGCACAAUGAAUAUUUUAGUAUAGAAAUACAAAAUAUUAGAUAAUAUAUAAUUUCAAUA